This is a messenger RNA of Diplodia corticola, 588 nucleotides long. RefSeq names its product cupin. The record is from RefSeq and is a predicted model, not a curated record. NCBI's taxonomy places the organism in Eukaryota, Fungi, Ascomycota, Dothideomycetes, Botryosphaeriales, Botryosphaeriaceae. The transcript is spliced from 3 exons. Bases 1 to 588 code for a protein of 195 amino acids.
AUGUCUCUCACAAUGGCCGACUCCACCCCCCAAGAGCCCGAGUUCUACCGCUUCGAGCCCACCUCGGACUCGCCCAACAAUGUCAUGCCCGUUCUGGUCUACCGCUCCGCCUUCUCCACCACCAUGGCCAUCGGCGAGCUUCGCAACAUCAUCCAGCGCAACCGCUGGCACCCUGACGGCCACUCCGAGGUCAACAAGACCCCUCUGUUCAACUCCUCCAUGCACGAGAUGCACGCCAUCGUCAGGGGCCGGUGCCAGCUGCUGGUUGGCGGCUCUCAGUACGGUCCUCCCCCCGGCAUGAUGAUCUACCUCUCCGCCGGCGACAUCAUCGUCUAUCCCGCCGGUGUCAGCCACUGCGUUGUCAACGCCGAGAACUACGAAUACGUCACCUUCCUUCCCGAGAAGAGCGGAAAGCGCGACAGCUGCCAGCCCAGGGCCUUCAACCCCAAGGAGAUGAAGCAGCUCCAGAAGAACAUCAGCAAGGUCUUCUGCCCCAAGCACGACCCCCUCAGCGGCAAGGAGGGACCUUUGGUUGAGAUCUGGAGGCUCGCCGUCGUCCAGGACAACAUCGCUGCCAACUGGUGGUAA